Molecule: messenger RNA, 3597 nt
Organism: Trypanosoma rangeli
Lineage: Eukaryota; Euglenozoa; Kinetoplastea; Trypanosomatida; Trypanosomatidae
Exons: 1
Coding region: 1-3597 (1198 amino acids)
Source: RefSeq, a predicted model, not a curated record
AUGCGUGGUGCAGCGUCGGAUCUUGCAGUUGAGUCUCAACGGCAUAGCUACACCUCCGCUCUCCUCACAAAGGAGGCUCUGCCGCCCACGCUGCAGCCGCAGCUCCGCUUGCCUUCGCUCAACACUGACAGUGCGCCGUCUGUUGUCCUCGUGGGGCCAGCGCAGCCGACAACGUCCUCUUCUAGGCUGCAACGUGAGCCCACGUCAGGGAGUGCCAUUGACGUUGGGGGCGAUGACGCAAAAGCUGGACACCUGAUGUGCAAUACUGAGGCACUUUUGCGGCAGCAACAGCAUCUGCAUCAGGGUGCUUUGGGUGCUGGUGAGAUGGGGAGUUCGCAGGAAGAGGUGGAGAUUGCGAUGGGACAGGAGUCUCCCGCAAUGAUGAGCAGGUGUCCCCGCAGCCCCAGCAUAGCCGCUGGACGAUACGAGGAAGCAACGCAAGCGGGGGUGGGCUCUGGGCACUUUUCCCCAACAUGGUUCUACAAGCUUAAUGAUGCUGUUGCAAGUGGCCUUAAUGCGAACCCGCGUGAGACGGAGACAACUACUCAAAUGGACUUACAAAAGGAUUUGGAUGAGGCUGCUGUGUGUGAGAGCGGCAGUGGGCCACUAGCGGGGGAGGGUGUGGAGGGGCCAUUGCGGGAUGGAGUCACGGAGUUUUCAGCAGUUCCUCCCUGCUUCCGCAACAAUCGACUGCUUGCGGAUUGCACAAACGUCGAUUGCCCACCAAGUGGAGGGCUUAAAGCGUCUCUCAGGCCCGCUGGUAUGAACCUAAGCCAACACAGCAUGCAAAAAGACAGGUGCCUUACUCAAUACCGGAAGGACAGUUCUGUUGUUUCCUCGGAGGGGUUUAAACAAACACUAGAGGGCCAGCUGUCUUCACCCCCUCCUCCUCCUCCUCCAUCAUCAUCAUCAUCAUUCAGUGUGACAGAAGGGGAAGGGAGUGAGACACCACAGACGCGUGUACCUCACGAGACUAACGUGUGUAGUGUUGGUAAAAAACACUGGGUGCUGGAUGAGGAUAACCGAAACUGUGGGGAAGUGGAGGAGGAGCCUAUGCUUCUCAGCGUUCUCCUUGAUCGGGGCUGCGGAAAAAGAUAUGAGGAGGAGGCUGCCUUUUGGAAACACCGUUGCGCUUUGGCAGAGAAACAACUGACAGUGGCCCUUGGAGAUGAUCGUGAGGCCUGCUUCUUUAAGGCAACACGGUCACUGCCGCAAACAUGUGUGCUGUCAACCCCAGAAGCUGGGGGCACUUCACAGACCUCUUCACGUCCUUGUUGCUUAGAUGGCAUCCACCUCAGGAAAACACUGGCCCCAGGACAAACGUGCUUUGUGUGCCAUCAAAUGAGAAAGGGAAAAGAAGGAAUAACGAACGAGGAAGCGAAGGAGGUAACAAUACAAAUAGAAGGGCACCGUUUUGCCGUCUUCUCCAGUUCAGGUGUGGUCAAUCAGGACGUGGCGUCAACAACGACAACCGAAGAGAAAAAUCGGUGGAUACUAGAAGAAGAGUGUGGACAGAUGCAGGAGACGCUUGAUAGCCUUUCGUUAGAGUGCGAGACUGUUAAGGGGAAAUUAGUCGCACAGGUUGUCCGCAAUGAAAACCUAGAGACGACUCUUCUUGCGAAAGAAGAACAGCAGAUGGCCCAGCAUGAGCAGUGGCUUGCUCAGGAAAAUAAGUUGAGGGGCAACCAGGAGAAGCUAGCGACUGCCCUGCGCCAGGUUCAUCGCAAUCUUGCCGGCACAACCGAAAAACUUGAGGAAAAGGACAAGGAACUACGGGCCUCUAGGGAGCGGUGCUGCGUUGUGGAGGCUGAAUUGGCAGAAUUAAAGGUGGAAGUCGUAGGGCUGAGGGAUGCUUCUGCGAAGCGUCUGGAGGAGGGACAACAGUUACAACAACAGUUGGAGCAACUUGAGACGGAGAUGCGGCUCUGCAACACAGACAUGAUGGGUAGGAGCAGCAUUGCUGACAGUGGCAAGACAGAGACGUGCUACAAGGGUUGUAAUAAAGACGGAACGACGUUGAGUGAUGCCUUGCGCAAGGACACAGAGCAACGGCUGCAGGGUGUGCUGUCGGCAAUGCAUUGUGGUGAAGCACGCCACGAGUGGAUUGUGUCACAGCUACUAGAUACAGUAAAGUUGUUGGUGGGAACGAAUGUGGAGGAGGAAGUGUUAUUGAAGGUUGACAAUAAACUUCAGCAAUUGGUGCAGUCGCUUGAAGAGCUGCUGAAGUUCCAGCUUGAUACUUCUCAUAAUGAGUGGAAUUUUCCCCCAGACAAAAGUGAGCUGUUUGAGGCACCACAGGCUAGUAUCCAUGAUGAGAGUUCUGUCACAGACCUUGUGAGUCGCGCCCAGGAGCGUAUGUCUCAGUUGGUGCAAUGGUCAAGUGCACUUCAGAGGCGGCAUUCGGAGCUGAUUGAAGAGCUAGAGGUUGUUCGCGCGGAUAGGAAUGAACUAGUGGGACGCCAGAACAUGGGAACGCGACAUCUGCAGCAGUUGUUACUUUCAGCUGAACAAGAAAAGACGCGUCUGACGAUUCUUCUUGGGGAACGUGACGAGACGAUUUGGAAACUGAACGGGGGGUCGAGUUUGGCUGGUAAUUCGCUCAAACAGCCGACAAGAAGCAGCAGGGACAGCCCCUCCGCAGAGGCACAGGUCACUGGGGAAGAAGACGAAGCUUUACAUGGGAUGCACAUCCGCGAUUUGAAGCGGUUCUUGCUGUACGUUGGGCAGCAGACGGAUAUCUUUGCCGAUUCGCUGCACGCCCUGUUCAUGGAGACUUUGGUGGCAAUGACACAGACACACAGGGACCAACAGACGCGGGCAGAAGCGCGCGAGGCUGCGAUUCAGAAGCAACUGCAACACCUUUGCGAAGAAGGUGCGGUGAGGCAGCGAACCCAGGAAGAGUCUCUUGAUGUCCUGCGGGCUCAACUCAAACGUGUGCAAAAUGAGCUUGUUGACAAGGAAGGCGCGCUGCGCACACUCUUGCAGUGCAAAUUGCGUCAAGGUGAGCAGCCGCGUCGGUCACUGCGCAAUGAAGAGCAACCGGAAAUGUUCCAACACUUGAUGGGGGCGUCAAAAUCUCCUCUGCGAGGUCUGACUUCCUCGCCACCCUUGGGUGAUGAGAAGCGUGGGGAGUACGUUUCUACAGGCCUUGUGUCUGUGCCGCCUCAUGCUGCUUCCUCUCCACGGGCUGCAUGUGCAAGCGAUGACGGGGUACAGGACUUUCAUGGUGCAGACAGAUCAGGCGCGGUGCACGAGUCGCCUUCUUCUUUGGUCCCUGGUGCAUUUGCCGGGCAUAACAAACGGGGGCAAGGACGACAGCUCCAUUCUUCUCAGCACCUCCCUGGGAGGCAGUGUCACCCCCUCCCAAACUCUGGAGCGCUUGCCUUAAGUUUUUCGUUGUCGAGCGGGGCUGCCUACUCACUGCCAACGGAAACGAGUGACAGUUAUCAUCGUUGUAGCUCUAUGGUUCAGCGAGGCAUGAUGCGCAAGCAUCAAGAGGUAUGGAUGCGCCAGGCCGAACUAAUGGGACUAGUGAGCGAUGAAGAGAGACACGACGGAUUCCCUCACCCAAUUACUUUACUCCGGUCAAGGAAGUAA